CUCUGAUUAUGAUUUUAGCGUUUAGUAUUUUCGCACUAGCAGUCGUAUGAAAUUACCAACGCGGACGUGACCGAUUUAACCUGCUGCGUCAGAUAAUUUUUUUAUCACUCAUAUCUAUACCGGAAUAUCCGUUUUUAUUAGAAUUUAUUUUGUGAUAAAUUAGUAUAGCUGAGUACUGCGUAGAAGACAGGCAAGUUUGAUAUUAUUUUUGGCUUGGCAACUAUUAGUGACAUGUCAACCGCCAACUAUGUUCAACGCAGCACAAAAAUUUUUCAGAGAUGUCUGAGAAAUAUUUUAUCUACAGGCAAUUAUGGAUCGUUGGCUUGGUAAAACCGCAGUCGUUACUGGCGCUGGAUCCGGCAUCGGUGAAGCAAUUACACAUGCUCUUCUGCAAAACGGAAUAAACGUGGUUGCUCUGGAAGUCCAGAAAGGAAGAUUAGCAAAACUCGAUGCGGAAUGUAAGCGGGAAGGUUUCCCAGGCAAGUUAUAUACCAUAUGCUGUGAUAUAACUCACGAGGAUGAAAUCGAUGCAGCAUUCUUGCAUAUCGAGACAUUAGGUGGUGUGGAUAUUAUGGUCAACAAUGCUGGCAUUGUUGCAUCAUCACGAGUAAUAGAGAGUGAUAGGAAGACAUUUGAAAGACUGUUAAAUAUUAAUGUCCUCGCAGUCGCCGUGUGUACGAACAAAGCAGUGCAUUUGAUGCUCAAACGAAACGUUGAAGGACAUAUUUUCAAUAUCAACAGUGUUUUGAGCCAUUAUUUACUACUGGAUGGUAUGCCUGACUAUAAUUUAUAUCCCGCUACUAAGCAUGCAUCUCUUGCUCUGACUAAUACAGUACGAGGAGAAAUGGCGAAAAUUAAGGCUCCUAUUCGAAUUACCGGCAUUAGUCCUGGUAUUGUAAGCACGAACCUAGCUAUGGAUGCAAUAAAUGACUUCAUGCAGAAAGUACCAAGUCUUCAACCGAAAGACAUAGCGGAUGCACUCAUUUAUGCUCUGGGAACACGACCAGAAGUUCAGAUUACACAGAUUACCAUCCAGCAUGUCGGGGAGUUACCAUAAAGAUUAUUUUUAGUAAGAAGUCUAUCAAUGCAUCAACAAUUUUUCAAGAAAUAAAUUUAUGCUGAUAAUAAAGUGAGCUAUUUAGGGUUUGCAGUGAUUAAGCUUUCAUGUUGCUUUAUAUUUUUUAAAUAAAUAUAAAAUUUUGUAUAUCCAA
Molecule: messenger RNA, 1211 nt
Organism: Acromyrmex echinatior (Panamanian leafcutter ant)
Lineage: Eukaryota; Metazoa; Arthropoda; Insecta; Hymenoptera; Formicidae
Product: farnesol dehydrogenase
Source: RefSeq, a predicted model, not a curated record